CGUGACGCCGAUCCGAGUGAUCUCCUGCAGCCUGCAGUGUGCACCGUCCAGCGUGCAGCCACCAUCUCUUCCCCGUCGUCCCACGCACGACUCUCCUCCGGGUCUUGUCUGCCGAUACCCUUCAAGCUCACAAGUCUUUAAUUCUGUUUGACUGCCACUAUGCCACCAAAGAAGCAGCAGAGCGGAGGCUCUUCCUCCAGCAAGGUCAAGGAUGACAAGACCUUUGGAAUGAAGAAUAAAAACAAGUCGGCAAAGGUGCAAAAGCAAAUCGCCGUGAUCGAGAAGCAGCAGUCGCAGGCGGGCAAGUCACGCGCGGCGCUCGAGAAGGAGAAGGAAAAGGCACUGCGCGAGAGGGAGAAGCUGGAGCAGGAAAAGCGCAAGAAGGAAGAAGCCGCGCUCUUCAAGCCCGUGCAGACGCAGAAGGUCCCUUUCGGCGUCGACCCCAAGACAGUGCUCUGCGCGUUCUACAAGGCGGGCCACUGCGAGAAGGGGAACAAAUGCAAAUUCAGCCAUGAUCUUAAUGUGGGACGGAAAGUGGACAAAAAGAACUUGUAUGAGGAUAAUCGGGAGGAAAAGCUCUUGGAUACGAUGGACCAGUGGGACGAGGAGAAGCUGCGAAGCGUUGUGCUCUCCAAGCAUGGCAACCCGCGGACGACCACAGAUAUUGUCUGCAAGUUCUUUAUUCAAGCCAUCGAGGACGAGAAGUUCGGAUGGUUCUGGGAAUGUCCAAACGGCGAAAAAUGUCAAUAUCGGCACGCAUUGCCACCAGGAUUCAUGCUCAAAUCUCAGCGGAAGGCCGCGGCAGACGCUGAGAAGGCAAACACAAUCAGCCUGGAAGAGUUCCUGGAGGUCGAGCGGCACAAAUUGGGCACAAACCUGACGCCUGUGACGCCCGAGACGUUCGCGAAAUGGAAACGGACACGUAUGAACAAGAAGCAAGCCGAGGAAGAGGCAAUGCAUAAGGCAAAGGAGACGCAGGCGGCGGCUGGCAAGAGCAGUGGCAUGAGUGGACGAGACUUGUUCACAUACAACCCCGAGUGGUUUGAGGACGAGGACGAUGACGAAGAGGAGGAUUGGGACUUGUCCAAAUACCGAAGAACCGAGGGGGACGAGGAACAAGAAGUCGAAGAGGAUAUGGAGAACCUCGACAUCAGAGACGGCGCGGAGUCGCCAGAAGGCAGCGGCGAGUAGAUCUGCGCGUACCUGCAUCAUGCCCCUGUCAUGCCCUACAGUCUCUACUCAUUGCUAUGGACCUGUCGUGUACGCAUAGCGCAUUCCCCGCGGAUAUAUGUGCAUAUAUAACAAAUCCGAUCUGUA
This is a messenger RNA of Rhodofomes roseus, 1317 nucleotides long. RefSeq lists its product as uncharacterized. Gene Ontology annotation, cellular component: cytosol. Lineage: Eukaryota; Fungi; Basidiomycota; Agaricomycetes; Polyporales; Fomitopsidaceae. Gene Ontology annotation, molecular function: mRNA binding; metal ion binding. The record is from RefSeq and is a predicted model, not a curated record. Gene Ontology annotation, biological process: cytoplasmic translation. Bases 160 to 1191 code for a protein of 343 amino acids. The transcript is spliced from 8 exons.